AUGCGUUCCUGCGCGCGAGGCGGCAAGCCGCGUUUGCGUGCAAACGCAUUUUCCGUAAAUCCAACAGUCGUCUCAUGUACCGCGGCCCUCUUUCUUAGUGGCUACGUAAUCCAGCAGCGCACGCUGAGCCAGCUGCGCCAGGCCAUCAAACCCGAAACGCGACCCUCUCCAAAGGCGUCGUACUACGUGCCCGAGCAUCUCAAGGACGCAGCAGGCAACGGGCAGAAUGUGCCGCUCUACGGGGGCGCGAACGGGAAGCAGGAGCAGAUCAUCAUCGAGGUGAACCCAACGGUGCCCGACAAGCAACAGCAGGAGCAGCCGCAGCAGCAAUCAAAGAAACAAAAGGCCGGACAAAAAGCAGCGGGAUGGACGUCCGACAUGUGGCAAAAGAUGAUGGGGCCGUCGGAAAAGGAGGAUAAGGGCGGAGUCAGCAGGGAGGACUUGGAGAAGAUGGACGAGAGGGAGAGGAAUAUCAACGGGUGGAAUGUCAAGGACCAAGCGAACCCGGACCCCGAAGCGUCGAACCAGAAGCCCAUCAGCCGGGCCGAGAGACGGCGUUUGAUCAAGGAAGAGCUGAGGCGGCUGUCGGAGAGCGAAGAGAGGGUGUACUACCAGCGACGAUUGUGGUAG
This is a messenger RNA of Colletotrichum lupini, 630 nucleotides long. RefSeq lists its product as uncharacterized. Bases 1 to 630 code for a protein of 209 amino acids. Lineage: Eukaryota; Fungi; Ascomycota; Sordariomycetes; Glomerellales; Glomerellaceae. The transcript has a single exon. The record is from RefSeq and is a predicted model, not a curated record.